AAAAAGAAAACAAAAAUUCAAAUAAUGAAACGAAUACAAAUGGAUUGUGUACAAGAUUCCAAUGAAAAAGAAGAGAUAAAACAAAAAAAUGGACCCCAAUAAUGAUUAUAAUGUUCUAAAUCUUUUACUGAACAAUAAAUUUGUUCAAUUAGUUGAUUCAAACACCACAGUGGUUGAUGUUGAUGAAAAUUUAUUAUCAAAAUCUGCAAUUACAUUCAUUGAUUUGGAUGCUAAUAUUGUUACGAUUUCCUAUUCAAAUCUUAUCGAUUCUUGUCGACGUAUUUGUGAUCGAUUGAUCAAAUUUAAUUUGAAUUUGGAACCCAUACGAAUACCAGCAGAUGUUUUAAUUGAUGAUUCGAAAAAAAUUUCAAUUAAAAUUCGACCAACAUUAGUCAUUUUUGGUGAUUGUAAUGUAUGGACACCAGUGUUCAUGUUGGUUGCUAAUAUACUCAAAUUGCCAUUCUACUUUGUAUCGGAUCGAGCAACAUUAUCGAAAAAUAUCGAACAAUUCAAAUCAAUAUCACUCCUGACAAAUAUUCUGAUCACACAUCGAUAUCGAAGUCAAGAACUUCAACAAAUUUUGCAUUCCAUCGAUGAUUACAUUGUCAUCGAUAAUAUCAUCGAUGAUUUUGUUGUUUAUCUGAAUAAAUUAUCAUUCGAUAAUCAUGAUGACGAUAACAGCAAAGAAUUUCAGAUAUUAAACAUUUCCUAUCUAAUCAAUACAUCUGGUACUACGAAUCAAUGUCAAUUAUCGAAUGAUACAACAACAAAUUUAAUUGUUUCAAAUAAAACCAUUUUUGUUCCACAUGCAUCAAUUCAACGAAAUGUUCUAGAUUUUUGUGACGAAUUCAAGCUUAAUAGCGAUGAUGUCGUUCUGAUAUGUUCACCGUUUUCAUUUGAUCCAUCUAUCUGUGAUAUUUUCGUAGCAUUAUCAUCAUUUUGUCAUAUAAUCAUAACGGAUAAUUGUGUGAAGAAUGUCUGGGAAAAUUUUGCCAAAAUUAUUUUUCAAUUUAAUGUCAAUUAUAUGACAAUAACACCAUCGCUUUGGUAUCGAAUCCAAUAUUAUUUGUUCAAAAAUUUUCAAGACACAUCAUCAAUUCGACUGCGUUACGUAAAUUUUGGUGGUGAAAUAUGUCCUAAUCGUAGUCAUUUGAAAAUGUUUCAAAAUUAUCCAAUUGAAUUUCGUAAUCUUUAUGGCCUAAGCGAAAUGAGUGUCUGGGCUUCAAUGUUUAAAAUUGAUGAUGAUUCAUUGAGUUCCUCGUGUAUGGACAUUCCAAUUAUAGGUCGGCCAUUACUCAAUACUGAUGUAUAUAUGAACCAAUCGAAUGAAAUAAUAUUGGAAAGUAUCGUGAGAAAAUGUUUAAUAUUCGAAACCGAAAAAGGAUGGAGUAUGUAUUCAAAAUUGAUGACAAAUGAUUAUGGUCAAUCGAUUGAUAAUAAUCAUAAUUUUUAUUUUGAUCGAAGAAAAAGUUCUAAUAAUAAUUUCAUUAAAUUAAAUGGCAUCAAAUGUCAUUUACGUGCCAUUGAACAAUCAUUACUUUUGGAAUUUGGCCAAUCUAAUAAUGAUAGUCAUGAUUUUUUCAUUCAAAAUUGCCAUACCAAACAAGGUGAAUGGAAAGGUAAUCUUCAAUUUAUUGAUGUUAUCAUAACCAUAUGUCCAACUAAAAUUGAUGAUGAUCACUGCAAACAGAAUAAUGACAAUAUUAGACAAAAAAUUGGAUUAUUUAUUCGAAAAAAUUAUUCAAAAAUACCAUUUCGAAUACAUUUGAUUGAUUCAACAAAAAUUGUUUGUUUGAAUCAAAAUUAUAAAUUAGAUAAUAGUAAACUAAGACAAAAUUUGGAUCCAACACAAUUACCUAAUUGUUCAAAUGAUCUCAUAAGCAAUGAAAUUCAAUCGAUUAUUUCAAAUGUAUUAAAGAUGGAAAUAAAAACCGAUAAACCAUUGAAUGCUUAUGGUAUCGAUUCAAUGAUGGCAAUCGAAAUUGCAACAAGAAUUGAAGAUUUAUUUUCAUUUUAUAAUGAAAAUAUUUAUACCUCAUUAUUCAUCCAUACAAUCGAUCAAAUUGUCGAUAAUAUUGUCGGUACGCUCGAAACAACAACAUGUAAAAUGAAUAAAAAACGUCAAAAAUCAAACAAAUAUUCAGUCGAUUGUAUUGAUAAAUCUUCCAAAACUAUUGUUCACAUUCCGAUUUGUUAUUCAUCUUUUCGAAUCGAACAUUUAUGGUCAUAUUUUAUGGAACAAUGUGUUGAUUCAUCGCCAUUGAUUUUUCCAUUCAAUUCAAAUACAAUGAUGAUAUGUACAUCUCAUUCAGGAUUAAUCAAUGCUUUUUAUGAAGAUCAAAAAAAUCAUUACACAAUACAAUGGUCACAAAGAAUUACGAAUCGUAUCGAAGCAAAUCCCGUUGUCAGUACUGAUAAUAAUCUUGUCUUUGUUGGUGAUUAUUCGGGCUCAAUUCGAGCUUUUCAUUUGAAAUCUGGACGAAUAAUUUGGGAAUCAAAAACUGGUGAUCAAAUCAAAUGUUCACCAAUCUUAUUUUCGUCGGUUUCCAGUUUGAUUGGUGAAUUAAUUCUAUGCGGUUCUUUUGAUCAUAAUCUAUAUUGUUGGCAACAAUCAAACGGUUAUAUCCGAUGGAAAAUAAACGUAAAUCAAUCACCAAUUUUUAGUAGUCCAGUAAUUUGGUAUGAUCAAAAAUGUAAUGAUUGGUUUGUAGCUGUUUGUACAUUGAAUGGAACGAUUGGUUGUUAUCAUUUGAAUGGUGGUGAACAACGAUGGAAACGUAAUCAAUCUAAUCUGCCAAUUUUUUCAACACCAAAAAUUUUCAAAGAUAAUUUGAUUGUUGGAAUGAUCGAUUCAAGAUUGAUUGCCAUAUCAUUAUCAAAUGGUGAUCUAAAAUGGGAAUUGUGUAUGGAAAAAAGUCCAAUAUUUUCAUCACCAUGUCUAGUCCCAGAUGAUGAUGAUGAUGAAAAUAUUCGAAUCAUCAUUGGAACAAAUGGUUGUUCGAUUGUAUGUGCUCAAUUAAAUUCUACGCAACCUGAUUGGAUAUACAAAACUGAAUCGAAUGUUUAUGCCGAUAUUAUUUGCCUAUCCGAAUACAAACAUUUAUUAUUAGCAAUCGAAACAAAUGGAAAAAUUCAUCUCAUCAAUUUGAAUGAUAGACAAUCCGUUCCAAUCAAUGGUUUUAAUCAUUUUGAAGCCGAAAUAUUUUCCACACCAAUUUAUUAUGCUGAACAUCAAUCAUUAUUGAUUGGUUGUCGUGAUUCAUAUGUUCAUUGUUUAUCUCUUAAAGAAAUUGUUUAAUUAAUCGAUAUAUAUAAAACCAAAAGAAAAAAUUUUAAAAUAAAUAAAAAC
Molecule: messenger RNA, 3349 nt
Organism: Dermatophagoides farinae (American house dust mite)
Lineage: Eukaryota; Metazoa; Arthropoda; Arachnida; Sarcoptiformes; Pyroglyphidae
Gene: Aasdh
Product: Aminoadipate-semialdehyde dehydrogenase
Biological process (GO): amino acid activation for nonribosomal peptide biosynthetic process
Source: RefSeq, a predicted model, not a curated record